GUCCGUGUGCGCGUCGGACGAGGCGAACGGAAGCGCGGUGCUCCGGCGCGGCGAACUCGCUUACCCAGAAGCCCCCGCGACGCCUCAACUUACAGAACUGGCUUCUUGGGCUUCGGGAGUGUUUCCCAUUUAAACAAACAGUGCCGAAGAUGGCGGAGAGUUAAUGGUGUAAAGAAGAAAUUAUCGAUCCGGGGAGAGAGAUACGUCCACCAGAUUCCAUUGACCAGCCCACAUCGGACCACACCCCCAGAGAGAGGGGAGGGGGGCAUCAGAUCGUCCAUCAUCUUGGCGCCGUCGCAAGGUGCUGAUAUGUGUACACGAUGAGCGGAUUGGGGGAGAACUCCAUGGAGCCUCUGAGCUCAGAAAACCGGAAACGCAAACUCUCCACUUGCGACACGCCUGGUCUGGGGUGUGAGAGGAAGCGGCGGGAGCAGGAGAGCAAAUACAUUGAAGAGCUGGCGGAGCUGAUCUCUGCCAACCUGAGCGACAUCGACAGCUUCAACGUCAAACCAGACAAAUGUGCCAUCCUCAAAGAGACGGUGCGCCAGAUCCGCCAGAUCAAAGAGCAGGGAAAAGCUUCUUCCAACGAUGACGACGUCCAGAAGUCAGACGUGUCCUCAACUGGUCAAGGGGUCAUCGACAAGGACCACCUGGGGCCGCUGCUGCUGCAGGCUCUGGACGGUUUCCUGUUUGUGGUGAACCGGGAGGGCAGCAUCGUGUUUGUGUCGGACAACGUGACGCAGUACCUGCAGUACAAACAGGAGGAGCUCAUCAACACCAGCGUGUACAACAUUCUCCAUGAGGACGACAGGGAGGAGUUUCACAAGAACCUGCCCAAGACCAACAUAAAUGGAGUGUCGUGGAACGAGGCAGCCCGACAGAAGAGUCACACCUUCACUUGCCGGAUGCUGGUCAAAUUUGGCCAUGGCCACGGCCCCAUGGAGGAGGGGCCAGGAGGGCCACGCUACGAGACCAUGCAGUGUUUUGCUCUUACCCAGCCCAAGGCCAUGAUUGAGGAGGGGGAAGACCUCCAGUCAUGUAUGAUCUGUGUGGCCCGUCGAGUGACAGCCAUGGAGAGAACGGAGAGUUUCAACACCCGGCACGAGCUCUCAGGUAAACUGAUUCAGAUCGACCAGAACUCUCUGCGAGCUUCGAUGCGUCCCGGCUGGGAGGAUUUGUUGAGGCGCUGCAUUCAGAUGUUCCUUCAGCACAGUGACGGGCAGCCGUGGUCGCACAAACGCCACUACCAUGAGGCCUUUCUGCAGGGUCAUGCCGAGACGCCGCUGUACCGCUUCUCCCUGUCUGACGGCACUCCAGUCACAGCGCAGACCAAGAGCAAACUGUACCGUCACCCCAUGAGCAACGAGCCUCAAGGCUUCAUCUCCACUCACCUACUACAGAGGGAACCAAAUGGUUACCGCUCAGCACCAGGUGGGAACAUGAUGCCAAACGCUAUGCGACAACAGGGCAUGGGAGGUCCCAACCCAAAUGCCCAAAUGAAUGUGAAUACCGGUGGAGGGAUGGGGAUGGGGGGCAUGGGUGGCAUGAACAGGGGCUUCAGCAUGAAUGAGCAGGGCCACAUGGGUCACAUGGGUCAGAUGGGAGGCAGCUCUAUGUACGGAGGGAGUGGUGGAGGAGGAGGUGGAGGUGGAGGAAUGGGCAACCGCAUGAUGCAGAUGAAUCAGAUGGGGCAGAUGAAUCAAGUGGGGCACAUGAAUCAGAUGGGUCCCAUGAGUCACCCAGGUCAAGGCAUGCAGCAGCACCAACAGCAGCCUCCUUUCCAGAGCAGUGGUGGGUUUGGGCUCAGUGGCAUGAACAGCCCCUCGGGGAGCCCCAGAAUGGGCGGCCCACAGCAAGGGCUCCUGAUGUCACCCCGUAACCGAGGGAGCCCAAAGAUGGGGGCCAACCAGUUCUCACCUGGAGGCAUGCACUCUCCUCUGAGUGGCAUUGGCAGUGGUGGAGGAAGUGGCGGCAACUCCACUACCUUCUCCAGCAGCUCCCUAAAUGCGCUACAAGCCAUCAGUGAAGGAGUAGGAAGCUCACUCCCCUCCACCCUAACUUCCCCUUCACCAGCCCACAAACCAGACAGCUCUCCCAGUAUCCACUCCUCCUCCUCCUCCCAACCCAGUCAGUCGACCAAACCAGGCCAAGAUGGCUCGAAAAGCCCAGCUGGAGGGUUAGGGCCCGGACCCGGCGACCAUCAUCACCCCAUGCACCAUCACCACCAUCUUCAGCAUCCUCAGGCUGAGAGUUCUGGAGAUCGACCAGACAGCCAGGCAACUAUAGGGACUAAAGAGUCUGGAGAGGGAAGCAAUGAGGCGGGGGUGGCGAGCUCCGAACCCCCACGGAGGGUGCCAGACAGUAAAGGCCACAAGAAAUUGCUUCAGUUGCUUACUUCACCCACUGAGGAGCUGGGAAUAGGUGGCAGCGGGCCAACAGGGCCGCCUGUACCACCUCCACAAACCAGCAGCAGCACUCCUACAGGCGCAGACAGUAAGGAUACCACUGGAGGGAUGACCAGCCCUUCAUCCACUGGAGUGUCCUCUUCUUCUUCAGCCAGUGCCAAUCCAGGCCAGGCGACCGGGCCAGGGGCUGUGUCAGCAUCAAUGUCAUCAGCCCACUAUACAGGUUCACUGCAAGAAAAGCACAAGAUCCUCCACAAGCUUCUUCAAAACGGCAAUACUCCAGAUGAAGUUGCUAAGAUCACAGCAGAGGCUACAGGAAAGGUGUCACUCGGCGGGCAGGAAGGUGGUGAGGUUGGAGCAGGAGGCUCAGGGGCAGGAUCAGGCCCUGGGUUGAUCAUGGACCCCAAACAGGAGCAGCACAGUCCCAAGAAGGAGAAGACCCAUGCCCUCCUCCACUACCUCCUCAACAAGGAUGAUUCCAAAGAGCCAGUUGAUGUCAAACCCAAACUAGAAGAGCUGGAGGGGAAGGGACCACCAGGAGCUGGCAGUGGUGCACCACGGUCUGGCCCCGGAUCUGGGUCUGGCCCUGCACCAGAACAUCCUGAGAGCAAAAUCAAGUCCGAACCACCCGAUGACUUGCACAACCUGGAGUCCAUCCUGGGAGAUCUGAGAGGUUCAAGCUCUGACUUUUACCCAGAUCAGGCUGGAGGUGGAGGGACCAACGACACAGGAAACAAAUCCCAGGGUUGCCUUGACGACAGCCUGCAGGGAAGUCCAGGAAUGGGUCCAGGACCUCGGGGGCCCUUCCAAAGGGCCAUGUCUAUGGAUGGGAAGCCUCCUGGUGGGCCUGGAGGACCAGGUCGACGCCCCAUGCUUAUCAAGCAGGAGAACGUGAUGGGCAGCCCAGAUGGCUACCCAGGAAACAUGGGACCAAUGAAUAGAGGCAUGGUUCCCCAGAGGUCUCCCAUGGGGGGUUCAGGGGACUGGGGCAUGCCCCGUUCUAGUGCCAGCCCUGUGGGCUCAGCAGGCCACCCAUCCAUGAUGCGCCCAGGCAUGGAGUACAACAAUGGCAAGAUGAUGUCAGGAUCCAUGGUCAGCCGGUCCAACAGUUUACCAGGAACGAGGUCGAUGCUGCAGCAACAGCUAAUGGAUAUGGGAGGCUCUGCUGACAUGGGGAUGGGCAUGAGCCCCUUUGGCCAGCAGGGUCAACCCAACCAGUCCCCCUCCUGGCCAGACUCCAUGAUGAGCAUGGAGGGCAACAGACGCCAGUUUGGCAACACUUUGGAUGAUCUUCUGGUUCCACCGACCACCAGUGAGGGUCAGAGCGAUGAACGGGCGCUCCUGGACCAGCUGGACUCUCUGCUGAAUAAUACAGAUGGCAUCGCAUUGGAGGAGAUUGACCGAGCUCUGGGCAUCCCAGACCUCGUCAGUCAGACGCAGGGAGCAGAGCAGCAGCUGGAGCCUUUUCCUGGGCAGGACCCUUCCAUGGUGCUCGACCAGAAGCCACUGUAUGGACAAGGGUAUCCUGGACCGCCUGCCAUGCCUAUGCAGUCUGGCUAUGGAGGGAACCCUAUGCAGGGUCAGGCUCAGCAGGGCGGUUUUGGGCCUAUUCUCUCACAGAUGGGCCAAGGGGGCAGCUUCCCUGGUAUGGGAGGAAUGGGGGGCAUGGGGCAUCCUCGUGCCAACAUGAUGAGACCCAGGAUGAUGAGUGCCAACAAGCCAAUGAGGCUUCAGCUGCAACAGAGACUGCAGGGACAACAGUUUAUGAAUCAGACACGACAGAGCAUGGCCAUGAAGAUGGAGAACCCAGGGGGCAACCCUGGCAUGAGGCCCGGCAUGCAGCCUGGCAUGGGAGGGCAGCCGGGCUUCAUAAAUGCUCAGAUGAUGGCUCAGCGCAGCAGGGAGAUGGUCACCAUGCAGAUGAGGAGGCAGCGUAUGAUGAUGCUGAUGCAGCAGCAGCAACAGCAGCAGCAGGCGGCAGCAGCUGCUGCUGCGGCUGCAGGAGGUUUCAGUCCCCCUCCCAACGUCACGGCUCCUGGCGGCAUGGACAACCCCAUGGGGGGGCCAAACAUGGGCCAGCCGGGCCCCCAGCAGUUUGGCUAUGGAGGAAACUACGGGAUGGGCCAGCAGGGAGACCCCUCUUUCGGCCCAUCAGGGGGCAGCCCUCCUAAUGCCAUGAUACCUGGCCGCCUGGGACCUCAAAACCCCAUGAUGCAACAGCACCCACAGGGUGGUCCUAUGUACCAGGGGGCUGAUAUGAAAGGAUGGUCGCAGGGAGGGAUGGGACGUAACAGUUCGUACCCUCAGCAGCAGUUCGGGCAGCAGGGACCUCCAGGGCAGCAGCAGUUUGUGCAACAGGGGAAUCCAGGCCAGUAUGGAGGCAUGAUGAUGAACGGGGGCAUGCCGAGCAGCGGAGGAGGUCACAUGGGUCAGAUGGGCGGGCAGAUGGGUAUGAACCCAAUGGUAAUGGGACGCAUGCCUAUGGGGCCUGAUCAGAAAUACUGCUGAACGUCAGUGUUGAAGCGCUUGUCUCACUGUGAUCUCCGUUCUGAGAUGGGAGUCAACUGCAGCACUGAUGUGUGUGGAGUAGAGCAGGAGGUGUGUAGUGCUGCACUCCCACCAGACGGGGGAGUGAACUUCCCUUUGGACUCUCGGCCAGUAAUGUCAGUCUGGCAUCCCGAGGAAAUAAACACACCGACUGUCACAUGAAAACACACUGCGUUCCAAAAACUUGGAAAUGCUCCUUUACACACUCAAAGACAUAAAGAUCACCCCUGUGAUUCCUCUCAUAGACUGUAGUUUAAUAUUCCUCUCUUUCCGAGCGGUGUGCGUGCCUCGGUGAAUGCACAUCACUUUGCUGGACCAAACGCUGAAGGUGGACAAAUGUUGCUAAGACAUCCUCUCCUUUGUCGAAUGUACCAUGAAGCUGUAUUACACAUUUAAAAUGCGGGAUUCCUCCUCUUGUUUCUGAACUCCGUGGGCUUUUUCCUCCACCGCCUCUCCGCUGCUCCUGGAGGAUCUCAGUAAACUCGGUUCUCGAUGACGAGCCGUCAGAUUGUGACACUCACAUGAAUGUCAUUAAAGCAGUAGCACAUUGAUUCGUCCUCCAGGGCGCCGCCAGGCUGAAGUACGACUGAAUUACUUUGUUGGCUGAUUGCACUUUAAGGAAAAGCCAACAUCAAAAGGAUUGUGGCAAUAUAGAGGCCUUUUACCCAAGAAUCAAAGCAUAGCAGCCAACGUUUUACUGUUUAUUUUUGUGUGCGUGUUCUCCAAGUUUUUCCUCACUGAGAAAAAAAGGGGACUUUUUUUGAUUGGAAAUGAGUAAACUUGACGAUCUUUGCUCUGAAGUGGGAACCAGUAGAAAGGCAGUAAGCACAGAUUUUAUCCAAUGCUCUCAUCUACAGAUUUAUUACAACAGGGACAAUUUUUAAGUCAUUUUAAACUCACUGUUGAAGCAAACAGUCUCCUAUUAAUGAUGGAAACUCCACUUAUAUUUCUACAGAUUCACGAGGUGGUUGUUUUAUCAUUCAGGAGGUAAUUUUUAACUCAGAUCUUUUGGUUACCUUGCACCAGUUUACAGUGUUAGUACAAGUGCAGAAAUAAAAUCGAUUGCCACUUAUGAAAUUACAUCCAGAUUAGCUGGCACUGGAAGAGAAAGGGAUUCAGUGUUGGCAUGCAGAUCUCUAGCAAUAAUCCUUCCUCCUGGUUUUCCUCUAAGGACAAAGCUGAAGCAUCGUUUACUCGAAGCAACGGUACUGCAGUAUUAGACAUGCUGUCUUGUUUGGAACUUUUUGAGUUUUUUUUCCUUUUGCCUGUGAAUAUGAAUUGUAAAUAUGCUUCAAAUGUACUAUAUAUAAAUAUAUAUAUGCUUUUGUAGGUCACAUACUGUUUUUGCACAGAUUGUAAGGCUUAAUAUUUAAAAGCGUAAUUUUCUUAUUCCGUCAUAGGUCAGCUUUUAUUUUCAAUACUUUAACCGUUGGUUGGAAAGGAAGGGCCUCUUGUUUUUUGGUAAGCAGUACAUGUAGAUUUUCUUUCACACUGCCACUUUUCCUUCUCUCAGAAAGCACUUUUUUUUAAUUUGUGAUCUUCAAAUCAUGAACUUUUUAUUUUCCUGAGGACAUAGUCUUAGCUACAGAGGUGCUAGUGGGUAUUUUCUUUCUUUUUUUUUUAAAAUAAAUUAUUUUUCUUUCGACAAAAAAACUUUUAAAAACAACACAAAAUAUGCCUAUACAAAAAGAGUUGACACAUGAUUGUGUUAGGCUUCUAAAGGCCCAGAUGUCUUACCAGUAUGUGGGGUUGAUAUUUCCUUAACCUCAUGCUUCCAUUUACAACUCACUCCUGAGGUUUCUGUGCUCUGAAUUUUGCCGAUUUGGUCGUUCAGCCUCAGACGCGAGACUCGCAGAAAUCAGUCCCUUUGUGUAACUGUCCACGUUUGGUUUGUUAGCAGUCAUUUAUUCCUGAUGGAAGCAACACAGGAAGGAGUCUGAACCCUCUAAUUACCUGUCAGUCUUGACAGUGGCAUUUUUUUAGUUGGCCUUUGAUUUCUGUUGUAUUUCCUGUGAAACUUUUGUGGAGAAAUCUACCUUUGAACACAUGCUCAAUCCAAAGAUUUUUGUUUGUCAUUCUGCAGUGCGUAGAAACAGUUCCUGACGUAGAUCGUGCAAGUACUCAUGUGUGCUUUUACUGUUGCACAUAACCUAUAAUAUACAUCGAGCUAAGUAUGUUUAAUUGCAUAUAUUAUACCCCCAUCCGUAUGAAAUAGAGUAGAGAUGAGUCUGGUUCUGCUGAGGUGCUUUGAGUUUUUUGUUUGUGAUUGUUUCUUCCUUUCUGUAGACCUUAUGGCCAGUUGAAUUGUGGUGCUGCAAACCUUAAUUUCACAGGAGAAUGAUUUUCAGCCGGAAAAGGAGGUUUCAUUCAUGAUUGAUGUCAUUUAUGUCUCAGAAAUAGUUGCCUGGAGUCGUUUUCUUUCAAAAACACCAGUCUCAAUGAUGAAUAUGAAAGACUCAUCUGCAAAUAUUCAACAAACAAAACGAAAAAAAAAAAGUCUGCGUUUUGCUUUAAAGGAAAGAAAAUCAUCUCAGUGGUGAAUCGAUGGAGCUAAAGAAAAGAGAAAAUCAACAUCUGGGAAACACAGUCAUUGUUACAGGAUGUAAAAUACUAUUGCAUUUUUUCUUACCUUGUUUCUUGAUGUUAAUAUUGAUGUAAAUACAAAUUUAUAUUUAAACAUUA
Molecule: messenger RNA, 7634 nt
Organism: Acanthochromis polyacanthus (spiny chromis)
Lineage: Eukaryota; Metazoa; Chordata; Actinopteri; Pomacentridae
Product: nuclear receptor coactivator 3-like
Biological process (GO): cellular response to hormone stimulus; positive regulation of transcription by RNA polymerase II
Cellular component (GO): nucleus
Molecular function (GO): protein dimerization activity; nuclear receptor binding
Source: RefSeq, a predicted model, not a curated record